UGGAGUCCGCAUGGGGCUCGGUGAAGUUGAAAGCCCAGAGCUUUUUGCUGUUUUGUUUAAGACCUGGUUAUGGUUGUGGGAUUUUUUUUUUUUUUUUUUUUUUUUUUUUUGUCAGCUGCCUGUUAUAUCAAUCACGGAGUCGGGAUCUAUUAUAGGUUGGGAGUACUGUGUCCUUAGUCACAAAGAGACACAGACAGGGGACUGUCAGCUGUGCCGGAGGAGCUGAGCACCGAGUCAUCAGCAAGUGGAAACACCUGAGGGGUAGACCGCUCCCCGCCAGCCCCUGUCCUCCGCCCGGCCCCAAGCAUGCUGCUGAACAGAAUGUCCGCGGACGACCGGCACCUGGGCUCCAGCUGCGGCUCCUUCAUCAAGACAGAGCCGUCCAGCCCGUCCUCGGGCAUCGACGCCCUCAGCCACCACAGCCCCAGCGGCUCGUCCGACGCCAGCGGGGGCUUCGGCCUGGCCCUGGGCGCCCACGCCAACGGUCUGGACUCGCCGCCCAUGUUCGCAGGCGCCGGGCUGGGCGGCACCCCGUGCCGCAAGAGCUACGAGGACUGUGCCAGCGGCCUCAUGGAGGACUCGGCCAUCAAGUGCGAGUACAUGCUCAACGCCAUCCCCAAGCGCCUGUGCCUCGUGUGCGGGGACAUUGCCUCCGGCUACCACUACGGCGUGGCCUCCUGCGAGGCCUGCAAGGCCUUCUUCAAGAGGACCAUCCAAGGAAACAUCGAGUACAGCUGCCCGGCCACCAAUGAGUGUGAGAUCACGAAACGGAGGCGCAAGUCCUGCCAGGCCUGCCGCUUCAUGAAAUGCCUCAAAGUGGGGAUGCUGAAGGAAGGUGUGCGCCUUGACCGAGUGCGUGGAGGCCGCCAGAAAUACAAGCGACGGCUGGACUCUGAGAGCAGCCCGUACCUGAGCUUACAGAUUUCUCCACCCGCUAAAAAGCCAUUGACCAAGAUUGUCUCCUACCUGCUGGUGGCCGAGCCGGACAAGCUCUAUGCCAUGCCUCCCCCUGGCAUGCCGGAGGGCGACAUCAAGGCCCUGACCACUCUCUGUGACCUGGCAGACAGGGAGCUCGUGGUCAUCAUUGGCUGGGCCAAGCACAUCCCAGGCUUCUCGAACCUCUCUCUCGGGGACCAGAUGAGCCUGCUGCAGAGCGCCUGGAUGGAGAUCCUCAUCCUGGGCAUCGUGUACCGCUCGCUGCCCUACGAGGACAAGCUGGUGUAUGCUGAGGACUACAUCAUGGACGAGGAACACUCCCGCCUCGCGGGGCUGCUGGAGCUCUACCGGGCCAUCCUGCAGCUGGUGCGCAGGUACAAGAAGCUCAAGGUGGAGAAGGAGGAGUUUGUGACACUCAAGGCCCUGGCUCUGGCCAACUCAGAUUCCAUGUACAUCGAGGAUCUGGAGGCAGUGCAGAAGCUCCAGGACCUGCUGCACGAGGCUCUGCAGGACUACGAGCUGAGCCAGCGCCACGAGGAGCCGCGGAGGACGGGCAAGCUGCUGCUGACGCUGCCCCUGCUGCGGCAGACGGCUGCCAAGGCCGUGCAGCACUUCUACAGCAUCAAACUGCAGGGCAAGGUGCCCAUGCACAAACUCUUCCUGGAGAUGCUGGAGGCCAAGGUCUGAUGGCCCGGCACAUGGACCGACUCCCACCCGCGGACAGACCGACCGACCCGACGCGGAGACCUCCACAGCCACCAGCCUCGACCUUCAAGCCCUGUAUCAUGGCCACGAGCAGUCCCCGAGGAAGGGGCUUCUCGCCUCCCGGCUGCGUGCAGAGUCCUGGGUGCAGCGGGGCCGGGGAACAGGGAUGGGAGGGCAGGGCGUGGGCUCACCUGUGACUGGCUUUUCCUCUGGUAUGUUUUUCCUUCUCCACGGGCAGUGCUGACGCCCGGGCCCAGGGCUGACUCCCUUGAGACUAGAGACCGUGGAGGAAGCCCCGUCUUUCCCACCAAACCACCAAGAGACAGCAGCGUAUUUCCUACCCCCCCACCCCCCCUCCCCACCUCGUGGACUGGGCGGCCGGUGCUCAGUGCCUAGGAGUCCCCCGGCCCAGGCUAGGUGCCACCUGGAAGUUUUCCCUCCCCAGACGGCAGGUGCUUUCUUCCAGAGGCUCCGCCUACUCUGAGGUUCUCUGGGGCCCCUCAGGAGGCUGCGUACCUUCCCCGGUCCAGACCCAGACGGCUCCCACCCUCCGUCCUUCCUCUCAGUUUGGCACACUCCGCUCCCGUUAGGGACUCGCCGUGGAGGGAGCAGCUGGCAGAGCUCGUGCGUUUUCCCGGGCACACGCCCUUGGGUGCUCCCACCUGCCUGUCCCCGCUGUGCUGGGGCCCACCUGCCCUCCUCCCCUCCUGUCCCGGGAAAUCCCUGCUACUUCCUGCCCCUACCUCAGAGCUCACUCAGUGGGUUCAGCCAGCCAAGGUGACUUCCGGGUCCACAGCUGGGAACCGCACUGGCUCAGAAAAGAGCAGGGUCCAGGCGAUACUCCCCAGAGCUCCUGCUUCUUGCCUGCUUCUCACCUCCCGCCCUUUCAGCCUUCAGGGCAGAUCUGGAGCAGGUGGGCCUGUGGCAAGGCAGGGAGUGUAGGGACCUGGCCCCAUCUGAGGGCACCCUGGGCACUGAUUUCAGGCUGGCGGUCCUGGGAGGAUUGGGGCAAGAUGGGGGAGGCUCGAACCAAUCUUUGCCGAACACAGAAAGGCCUAGAAGUAAGCAGGCAGGGGAUCCCCAAAGACAGGGAGCUCAGGGGAGGUUGCCAGCCUGCUACGUCCUGGCUUCUGGGGACGUGGACACCAGGACUCCCCGUUCCCUGCAUUCCAAAGGGUUGGGCGAAUCAGUGCCACAGGAGGGGUGCUCCUGUCACCCUGGACUAAGGUGCGACGUAGGUCCCUGGGGACACUGAGAAGGCCCAGCUCUCUGGCGGGAGCCCCCGGUCUUCCUGGCUGCUGUGUAGGAGCCCCCGGUUUUCCUGGCUGCUGUGUAGACUGACCAACCACCCUGGUUGGCCCUGAACAUUCCUGGUGUUAGCACUGAAGGCCGUGUCCUGGGAAACCCUUCAGUCCCAGGCAGAUGGGGACGGUCUGUCUUCUGAUUUCUGUGGGUGGCCUCAAAAGUCGGUUGUAACCCGCUCAGGGCAGCCCUGAGCACCUCGUGUGGUUGCACACGGGUUAGCGGGUGGCUGCUCAGACGAUCCCCCAGGGAUGGAGUGGGGGGGGGAGGGUUCAGUGUGAUGGGAAAAGCCCCUCCUACGCAGCUGCCUUGUGAAGCAGGGUUCGGGGCAGCCCUACCGGGGACACUUGUGGGGAACGCACACGUGCACAGGCAGGCGGGGCGGC
Molecule: messenger RNA, 3329 nt
Organism: Lynx canadensis (Canada lynx)
Lineage: Eukaryota; Metazoa; Chordata; Mammalia; Carnivora; Felidae
Gene: ESRRB
Product: estrogen related receptor beta
Exons: 7
Coding region: 307-1623 (438 amino acids)
Biological process (GO): regulation of DNA-templated transcription
Cellular component (GO): nucleus
Molecular function (GO): DNA-binding transcription factor activity; zinc ion binding; sequence-specific DNA binding
Source: RefSeq, a predicted model, not a curated record